Molecule: messenger RNA, 906 nt
Organism: Emericellopsis cladophorae
Lineage: Eukaryota; Fungi; Ascomycota; Sordariomycetes; Hypocreales; Bionectriaceae
Product: putative hydroxyacylglutathione hydrolase
Exons: 9
Coding region: 1-906 (301 amino acids)
Molecular function (GO): hydroxyacylglutathione hydrolase activity
Source: RefSeq, a predicted model, not a curated record
AUGAAUCGCUUCUCACCAGUCCGAACACUACUCAACACCUCUGUGAAGACCUACACGCGAUUGCCCAAUACUCGUGCCAUGCAUAUCCAGAGCAUUCCUAUGUGGGUGGGGAGCAGCAACAACUACGCAUAUCUGGUUGUCGACGACAAGAGCAAGGAUGCUGUCAUCAUUGACCCUGCAAACCCGCCAGAGUAUGACGACCCUUCGGUUCACGCCAACGGGAUGAUGCUGACGCUGGACUAUAGGGUCGCGCCGGUGCUCCAGGAUGCCAUCGAGGGCGGCAAGAUCAACCUCAAAGCCAUUGUGAAUACUCAUCACCACUGGGAUCAUUCCGGCGGCAACAAGAAGCUGCUUGAGGAGCUCAAGACGCCAAAGCUCUCUAUCAUUGGAGGCAAGGACUGCGAAGGCGUUUCCGAGACGCCGAGUCACCAGUCCACCUUCAAGAUUGGCAACAUCGAUGUUGAGGCGGUGCACACGCCGUGCCACACCCAGGACAGCAUCUGCUGGUACAUGAGGGACGGGGACGAGAAGGCCGUGUUCACGGGCGACACGCUCUUCAUUGGCGGCUGCGGCCGGUUCUUUGAGGGCAACGCUGAGGAGAUGCACAAAGCUCUCAAUGAGCGACUCGCCUCUCUGCCAGAUGACACCAUUGUUUACCCUGGUCACGAGUACACAAAGGCCAACAUUAAGUUUGCCGUCUCGGUUCUGCAAAGCGAGCCUGUGAAGAAGGUUGAGAAGUUUGCCGAGGAGAAUCAGGUAACCACCGGCAAAUUCACCAUCAAGGACGAGAAGCUCCACAACGUCUUUAUGAGACUCGAGGACCCUGUCAUCCAGCAGGCCACUGGCGAGAAGGAGCCGGUGAAGGUGAUGGCCAAGCUGAGGGAGAUGAAGAACAACUUCAAGUGA